UAAUGUUAAAUCAAGUCCUAUGAAUUCAAAAUGUCAUUUCGAUUUAAACCAAAUGAGUUACAACAUUUUAAUUGGAUAUUUAAUUUAUCACCGUGUUUUCCUGUCAACGCAUCGAAAAUUAAUGUUAUUAAUGACCCUAGUAAAUUUUAUGACACAAUUUACGAUAGAUUUAAAAAUGCGAAGUGUAGAAUUUCAUUAGCAAGUUUAUACAUUGGAACAGGCGAUUUAGAGAGAAAAUUAUUGGAAGUUACAGUUCAUAAUGUUAGAAAUAGAAAAGAUUUAAAUUUUAAUGUUUUACUAGACUAUCAACGAGGUACUAGAGGCAAAGUUAACUCACAAAUAUUAUUUCGCCAGUUUGUUAAUGGUAUAUCUAAUAAAUGUCACUUGGCCUUGUAUCAAACUCCGAGACUGCAUGGGGCAUGGUCUAAAGCUCUCCCCUCUCGCUAUAAUGAAAUAGUUGGUCUUCAACAUAUGAAACUAUAUAUUGCGGAUGAUUCAGUCAUUUUAAGUGGAGCAAACUGUUCAAAUGAUUAUUUCCAACAAAGGCAGGAUCGUUAUAUUGAAAUCGAAGAUGAGGACUUAGCAAAUUUUUACUGUGAACUAAUAGAUGAAAUAGUAAAUUGUAGUAAACAAGAUGGAGACCAUCCCAACACUAAAACUGGUAACAUGUCAAAAGAAGUUAUUUCUAAGCAAGUCAAUAAAAAUAUAGAAGACUUAAUAGAAAAAUGGAAGUAUCGGCAAACUUCUAAGCUCACAUCACAUGAAGAAAACAGAGAUACAUGGAUAUUUCCUCUCAUACAAAUGGGUGAAUUCAACAUAAAUCAAGAUGAACAAGCGACUUGUAAUAUUUUAUCUUCAGCGCCAGAGGGAUCCUUUUUUCGUUUAGCUACUGGUUACUUUAAUUUGACAGAAAAAUAUGCAAAUAUUUUAUUGAGAGAUUGUAAAGCUUCAAUAAGCCUAUUAAUGGCACACCCAAAUGCUAAUGGUUUUCUGGGAGCUGCUGGUCCAGCAGGUGGCAUACCACAUGCAUAUUCACUAAUAGCCAGGCAAUUUUGGCAGAAAGUUAAUUAUUAUAAUCAGACGAGUAGAGUACAGAUGUUGGAAUAUGAAAGACCAGGCUGGACUUUUCAUGCAAAAGGACUGUGGUACUACCCUCCCGGGAGCGGUGUUCCGUGGGCGACUGUGGUUGGUUCCGCGAACUUGGGGGAACGUUCCGUGCGUCGGGACCUCGAAGCACAGGCUGCUAUAUUUACUUCAUCUCAUGAUUUACAGGAAAGACUGCAUGACGAGUGUUCAAGACUUCACAACUAUGCUUCUGAAUGCACCGAGGACUUACAAAAAAGACAAACUCCUUUGUGGGUACGCGCUACUGUAGGAUUGUUUAGGACUUAUUUUUAAAAGAAGUGAAAUUUAAGUCUUAAAGUAUGGGGGUGCUAAACACCUUGAAACUGAAUUAUUUAGAUACAUAUGUUAAAUGUUGCGAGUUUCUAAUGCUUUUUGGUAAAAAUAUUAAGCUUAUAAAAGACAAAUGUAAUUAAAAUCUUCCAAUGUUUUAUGGUGCGUACAAACAGAUAAUAUUUAGUAAAAUGUAUAAUAAUUUCAUGUACAGUUUUUCUUUUUAAAUUCUAAGCAAGUAAAAGUGCUAACUGUCGGUAUUAUAGUGGAAAUAAGAUUCUGAUUUUGACGUGUUGGCACAGUGGUUAGAGCAAAUGACUGAUGCUAGCAGUCACGGGUUCGAUUCCCACAUAAACAAAUUCUUAUAUGGGAUUGAGUGUUGUUUCCGGUCCCCUGACAUAGGAUUCCUAUUCUAUUGGAGUGUAAAAAUAAUAAUAAUAAACUCCUUACACUCAAUGAGUGAAUUAUUGUUAAAAAAUUUCAAACAAUACAUAUUCUUAAUUUUUUAAAUAAUUGUUAUAAUUUUAGUUUAAAUUAACUUUUACUUGUUUUAUUAUACUUAUGUUAAGAAUUAAAAUGGAAAUGUAAUUUACAUGACAGAAUGCUUUUGAUGCUGAUAAUUUUAUUUAAUAUUAUUGUUGUAAUGAUUCAAUUAUAAUAUUAAAUUCACACAAGUGAUUUUUAUAUAUUUUAUAAGAAACUACAAAUUAGUAAUUCAGUAUUAUGUUUGUUACCAAUAAAGUACAUAAAGUUUUGUUUUUAUUUUCAUGAAA
Molecule: messenger RNA, 2168 nt
Organism: Melitaea cinxia (Glanville fritillary)
Lineage: Eukaryota; Metazoa; Arthropoda; Insecta; Lepidoptera; Nymphalidae
Gene: PGS1
Product: CDP-diacylglycerol--glycerol-3-phosphate 3-phosphatidyltransferase, mitochondrial
Exons: 7
Coding region: 31-1398 (455 amino acids)
Biological process (GO): cardiolipin biosynthetic process
Cellular component (GO): mitochondrion
Molecular function (GO): CDP-diacylglycerol-glycerol-3-phosphate 3-phosphatidyltransferase activity
Source: RefSeq, a predicted model, not a curated record